Molecule: messenger RNA, 927 nt
Organism: Aspergillus alliaceus
Lineage: Eukaryota; Fungi; Ascomycota; Eurotiomycetes; Eurotiales; Aspergillaceae
Product: PHF5 family protein
Exons: 1
Coding region: 274-600 (108 amino acids)
Biological process (GO): mRNA splicing, via spliceosome
Cellular component (GO): precatalytic spliceosome; U2 snRNP; catalytic step 2 spliceosome
Source: RefSeq, a predicted model, not a curated record
CCACGCACGGACCACGUUCCCGAUAUGGCCCAGGAGCGUGAGUUGCGCAUGGAAACUUCUUUCUCUUUUCCAACGCCUUCGGUCACGUUCAUAACUCCCUCUAUCCUACAACACCUGCCAGGGCAACUACCAAUCUGUUAUAUUUGAGGAUUCCCUGCGUAAGGAAUUUUUGUUGCUUGAAAAAUCUUCACUUCUCCUCGUUCGCCGUCUCGCUCGAACUCUCUGACCUGACCUUCUCUUCGGCUCUGCUCUCGCCCCCCCCUCUAAGCCACCAUGUCUCGCCAUCACCCCGAUCUCGUCAUGUGCCGCAAGCAGCCCGGCAUCUCUAUCGGCCGACUGUGCGACAAGUGUGACGGUAAAUGCCCCGUGUGCGAUUCCUACGUGCGCCCCACGACUCUCGUUCGGAUCUGCGAUGAGUGCUCGUUUGGUAACUAUCAGAACAAGUGUAUCGUUUGUGGUGGCGAGGGAAUCAGUGAUGCUUUCUAUUGCUUUGAAUGUACGCGACUAGAGAAGGAUCGAGACGGGUGCCCGAAGAUUAUAAACCUGGGAAGUUCGAGGACGGACUUAUUCUACCAAAAGAAAAGUUUUCGAAAUCAUUGACCCUAGGAGAGGGCUACUUUCACCGCUUGUCGGUCGUGAGUCUAUGGCGGAAUCGACUGCUUCGCGUACUACGUUCCUGCUCUUUGCUAGAGCACCAUGCCAAGGAUUCCGUUGUCUCAGGCAACGCCAAAAGAUAACUUAAUUACAGAAGAAGAUAACAGAAGAAGAUAAAUGAUGGAGAAAUAGCAGUAUAGGGAGCUGGAGGAUAGCGCCACUCUACCUUCCCGGUCUUCUCGGUCUUGCGAAUCCUCGGUUUAGUCCGUCGUUCUGUGGCGGACUCACUUCCUCCUGCAACCUAUCGCCCGUGACUUCGUCUGGCGAAGAUGC